Messenger RNA from Hibiscus syriacus, 636 nucleotides. Its product is annotated as VQ motif-containing protein 9-like. The coding region runs from base 1 to 636 and encodes 211 amino acids. The record is from RefSeq and is a predicted model, not a curated record. NCBI's taxonomy places the organism in Eukaryota, Viridiplantae, Streptophyta, Magnoliopsida, Malvales, Malvaceae. The transcript has a single exon.
AUGGAGAAAAGCUGUCAAUCUUCCGGUGAAUCCUGGGAUGUCGUACAGAAGCUGACCGGUUCACCCGCUCACGAGCGGUUUUCUACUCCGCCCCCAAUCCACCAACCCAAACCGCAAAGCUCUCGACUUCAGAGGAUCCGACCUCCUCCGUUGGCGCACGUUACCAACCGUCCUCCCCCGGUGAUGAAUUGCGCCGUCCCCAAUAUGAACCCCUCCGGUUGCCUCACUGCAAAUACCUUCAUGAAUCAAAGGCCACCUGCUACGGCGCCUCUUUCGCCGCUCCCUCCCUUUCCCGCUGUGCAGGUGGUGGCCGAAUCGCCCGUCUCUGCCUUUAUGCGAUACCUACAAAACUCUACACCCACCGCUGUUGAUCCCAACCCAAAACAAUUCACAGGGUUCCCACCAUUGGCCCCACUGGUUUCACCCCUUUGGAACAACUUGACCGCCCCACAACAGCAACCAGCGCAACAGUCACAGGUACCAACAACAGGGAUAAUCCAGUCAUAUUCACCAUCAUCAUCGGUAGCAUUGGGGUGCGUGAAUUCCCCACGGUCACCGUAUUCAUCGUUCUUUUAUCCGUUUUCGGGUCAGUUAGGAUUCCCACUUUCACCGAGCCCAAAAUGGCCAAGUCUUUGA